Closterium sp. Yama58-4 is the source of this 798-nucleotide messenger RNA. Lineage: Eukaryota; Viridiplantae; Streptophyta; Zygnematophyceae; Desmidiales; Closteriaceae. The record is from the annotation of a GenBank genome assembly.
AUGAAUCCCCCCUCCCCGCCAAGCAACGCCACAGCAGCAAGCAACAUCACCAUUCCUCCCAUCCUCCCCAUCGACCCUCCAGACAACACCACAGCCCGCAGCAGCAGCACAAUGAGCAACAUCCGCGCUGAAAACACCACCAACAUAGGUAGCACCAACACUGCAGACAGCAGCAGCAACACCACAGACAACAGCAGCAACACCACAAUAGCAACCACCAACACCACUGGAACCCAGCCUUCACCCCAACCUCCCAGGCUCCCCUCUUCAGCUGCCAACACCACGACCUCCAUGCAACCUCAGCCUUCCUCAAUCUUCCCCUCCUCAAUCCUCCCCUCCUCCAUGCCCUCUCCACGUCGCCCCUUCACGCCUCUCCAAGGCUCCCGCUGCUUCCGCCUGCGCCUCACGCCUCCCCCGGUCGACUCCUUCUGGUCUGUCACCGUCUACAAUGCAUCUAAUCUCAACCUUCUGGAAGGAGUCACUAAGUUUGGCGUGGGGGACCGCACUCCGGGGCUGCUGGUACGUCUCUCUUGCCUGCGCCUCACCCCUCCCCUGGUCGACUCAUUCUGGUCUGUCACCAUUUACAAUGCAUCGAAUCUCAACCUUUUGGAAGGAGUCACUAUGUUUGGAGUGGGCUACCGCACGCCAGGCCUUCUGGUGAGCCUUUCUUGCUUGCGCCUCACCCUCUUCUGGUCGACUCCUUCUGGUCUGUCACCAUCUACAAUGCUCCUAAUCUCAACCUUCUGGAGGGAGUCAGCAAGUUUGGCGUCGGUGACCGUACACCCGGCCUAUUGGUGA